UAACAUGUACUCGGGGUUAAGUGUGUAGCGCUCUAAUCCAAAGGAAAAUUACUUAUUUUAAAAGCAGUAAAAACACAGCAUUCCUCUGGCACAGGAUGAAGACCAACUCAGCUCUUCAGUCCUAGAUCAUUAUCUAUUGUUCUCCAAACAGUAAACCACUCUUUCACAGCGAGAGGCUGUGGGUUGCAGUCCUGUCUGAAUCCUGGGCUCCUCGUGAAUAGGAAGUAAAGGGCUCUGACCUAGAAAGUGGAGGUUCUGAGCAGGGUAAAAUGGGGUCUCAGAAAUGUGGAGGCUGCCUAAGUGGUCUGCUGAUUCCGCUUGCACUUUGGAGUAUAAUUGUGAAUAUACUAUUGUAUUUCCCAAAUGGGCAAACUUCCUAUGCAUCAAGCAGUAAACUUACCAACUACGUGUGGUAUUUUGAAGGAAUCUGUUUCUCAGGUAUCAUGAUGCUCAUGGUUGCAGUAGCUCUUCUUGUCCUAGAGAGUGACAACAAUUGUCAAUGUUGCCAAAGUGAAAACUGCAGCAAAAAAUACACGACACUGCUGUCAAUUAUAUUCUCUGGCCUUGGAAUUUCUUUCUCUGGAUACUGCCUGGCCAUAUCAGCUUUGGGCCUCGUCCAAGGCCCAUACUGCCGCACCCUCAAUGGCUGGGAAUACGCCUUUGAAGGCACUGCAGGACGUUUCCUAACAGAUUCCAGCAUAUGGAUUCAGUGCCUUGAACCUGCACAUGUAGUGGAGUGGAACAUCAUUUUGUUUUCCAUUCUCAUAGCACUCAGUGGGCUUCAAGUGAUCAUCUGCCUCAUCAGAGUAGUCAUUCAGUUAUCCAAGAUACUAUGUGGAACCUAUUCAGUCAUCAUCAGCCUGGAAUCAUUUGAAUGAGGACAAGAAUGUUUUCCAUUAUCAAGUUAUGGUCAUCUAUCUUCUAUAUAAGUCUUUUACUUAGACUUGGCAAUAUUCAAAUGAUAUUUUCUCCAUUUGGUGUUCAUUGUAGUCAUUUGUGAAAUUUACAGUCCUCGCUGAAAGUGCAAAUUGUGCCACACUUUUAUUUAGAUUUUUUUCUAAGCAAUAUGUGUCAAGAUCUUUAGAAAUGUUUAUUCACUUUGAGCAACAAGUCUGUUUUCAGUAAUCUGUACUUUGGAAAUAAAUAAGAAUAAAAGAUGAAACUUUAUGCAAAUUG
Myotis lucifugus (little brown bat) is the source of this 1176-nucleotide messenger RNA. RefSeq names its product transmembrane 4 L six family member 18 (gene TM4SF18). The transcript is spliced from 6 exons. Gene Ontology annotation, cellular component: membrane. NCBI's taxonomy places the organism in Eukaryota, Metazoa, Chordata, Mammalia, Chiroptera, Vespertilionidae. The record is from RefSeq and is a predicted model, not a curated record. The coding region runs from base 270 to 878 and encodes 202 amino acids.